UGAUUGUAUCGAGGUGUGCUCUGGAAAGCAUUUCUACCAAAUCAACGAGCCAAGUCCGCGAAAACUGAUUGCGUGUAUUCGAGGAGUGCGUUCUCUCGGCGAUGAGGAUCGAUGCGGUUUCCGUGGUAACGGCGCCGUCAGAGAGGUCGGAGUCGCGGAUGGUGGUAGACAAAGAGCAUCGAGCACAAAACUGAUGCAGUAACGACACCGCCGUCGCCAAAGAACACAUCUUUUACAUUUUCUGUCGCGUGUGCGUGCAUCCGUGUGCUUCGUCAUUCCUCACCAACAUUCCGCCUGCACGACGUCGCUUCAAGACGACAAGCAACAUGCGGAGGCAGCCGAUCCUCCGCACAAGAACAACGAUAAAAAACUCGAUCGCGAGAGCGAUCAGAGGAAUAUGUACAAGAAACCAUUGCGAUCAGAAUCGGGGAUCCGUUUGUUGCAAAAAUGGAGCGACAUGCCGCAGCAUUUGCAGUUCAAUCCUCAUAUCCGCACUGGAUAUAGGCCCCUCAUGACCGUGGCCCAGUGUCUCGGCAGUUUGUUUUACAUCCACAAUGAAACUGUCAAUAUCUUGACACAUGGAUUUGCCAUUUUAUACAUGUUAUUGACUAUUCCUCAACUUCUUCCAUGGAAUACCAAAGGUAUCUUCCUAGCAAUUUUAUCUUGGUGCCAUUUAAUCGGUGCUGUAAGUCCCUGGAUUGGAUCAUUUAUUUAUCAUCUUUUUAUGAAUUUAAACUACGAUGAAAUCUUCUACAAAUCGUUAUUGAAAUUAGACAUGAUCGGUAUAUGGCUAUGCCAAAGUUUUGGAGCAAUACCUAUGAUAGCAGCAACAAUCCAUUGUUUAUGUGAUAUUUAUUGGUACAGCUGUAUGUUUAUCUAUUGUUUCCUUAGUAUAUGGGGACUUUUUAAGGCAAUGAAUGCGCAGUCACCGUGGGAAAGAAGAUUAUGUUUUGCACCUCUUUUUCUCAUGAGAAUGUUAGUACUGAUUCUACGAUGUUUCAACAUUGGCGGUGGUUCUCCAGAUGCUUUACUUCAUAUUGUACUACAGGACCUCAUAGCGAUUGUGGGAGCAACUAUAGGUGCCAUGCGUAUUCCUGAAAAAUGGAUACCAGGCAAAUUGGAUCUGAUAUUGAAUUCUCAUAAUUUAAUGCAUGUGCUGGUUGUCUUGGCGGUUUGUUCGAUGCAUGCUGCAACUCUGCAAGAUCUCACUUGGAUAAUCAACUCGUCUGCGUGCAAUGAAACGAUCUUCGUUCAAUUAAAGCACGAUGAACUGUGAUGAAAUGACAUAUAUAAACAUAUUUUAAUGAAGUCUGUGAUAAAACAAGCCUAUGCAACCGGUUAUUUUGUUCAAACAACAAAAAUAUUUCAUGACCAUAAAGUAUAUAUCUUUCUAAUUAGUUAUAAAAAUAAAAGAAUAUGCAUAUAUAUAUAUAUAUAUAUAAGUACCAAAAUUUAAUGAUAAUAAAAAAUAAGCAAUAUUCAUAUACGUGGAACAAUAGAAGUACAAGUAUAAGUACAAAAUUUAACUUGUGAUAUCACAGAGAAUAUCAUAAAUAAAUAAUGUUCACUUUGAUUUGAAUGUUAAUUCGAAUUCCAUUCUAAAAUGCAAAAAAACAUUAUUCUUUAAAUAGAAUAAACUAGAAUAAGCACAUCAAAAAUACGUUUAUUAUUGAUUAUAAGACUUAAAGAUCCAUAGUAAUUUACAAGAUGUGUUCCCAGACAUUCGUUUCUUUGAUUUGAAUACACAUCACUUUACAAUAUUAAUACCAUUCGUAAAAACGAACAAAAUUGUUCCAAAAUAUUAAUUAGAAUUCAUUUAAUUCCAUAGGGGUUUCAAAUAUUCAUACAUAAAUUCAUUGCUUAUAUAUAAAGGAAUCAAGAUAUAGGAGUAUACGAUAGAUUCAUUUACAUUUGAAAUUACACACACAGAUGCAUAAAUUGAUCUGUUAUCCAAUCGAUAAAUUUUAUAUUAAAAAAUAAAUUU
Molecule: messenger RNA, 1984 nt
Organism: Apis dorsata (giant honeybee)
Lineage: Eukaryota; Metazoa; Arthropoda; Insecta; Hymenoptera; Apidae
Product: progestin and adipoQ receptor family member 4
Exons: 5
Coding region: 398-1276 (292 amino acids)
Cellular component (GO): membrane
Molecular function (GO): signaling receptor activity
Source: RefSeq, a predicted model, not a curated record